This is a messenger RNA of Diaporthe citri, 1356 nucleotides long. RefSeq lists its product as uncharacterized. Bases 1 to 1356 code for a protein of 451 amino acids. The transcript is spliced from 2 exons. Gene Ontology annotation, molecular function: oxidoreductase activity. The record is from RefSeq and is a predicted model, not a curated record. Gene Ontology annotation, biological process: secondary metabolite biosynthetic process. Lineage: Eukaryota; Fungi; Ascomycota; Sordariomycetes; Diaporthales; Diaporthaceae.
AUGUCCUCCCCUCGCCCACCCCACAUCGCCAUCAUAGGCGCCGGCAUAACAGGCCUAACCCUAGCAGCAGGCCUCGAGGCCCGCGGGAUCCCCUUCACCGUCUACGAGCGCGCCACCCGCGGCUCCAACGGCUCAGGCGGCGCGGGCAUCGGGCUGAGCCCCAACGCGGAGCGGGCGAUGGCGCGGCUGUCGCCCGGGGUGCUCGCCGCGUAUGAGAGGGUGGCGAACCCCAACGGGGAGGACUACUUCCAGUGGGUGGACGGGCUGAGCAGGGAGCUCGUGUUCAGGCUUUUCGUGGGCGAGGGGUGCUUCCGCGGGUGUCGGAGGGGGGACCUCGUGGACGGGCUGAUGGGGUGUGUUCCUGAGGGGAGGGUGAGGUUUGGGAUGGCGCUGCGGGGUGUGGUUGAAGGGGAGGGCGGCGAGGGGGUGAGGCUCUUGUUUGAGGACGGGACGGAGGAGGUUGCUGAUGCAGUCAUCGGCUGCGACGGCAUCCGCUCGCGGGUGCGAGAGCUCCUCUUCGGCCCCUCCUCAGCAGCAACAUACAGCCAAAAAUACUCCUUCCGCGCCCUGAUCCCCAUGCCCCAGGCCCGCGCCUCCCUGCCGGAGCACAUGAUCUCGACCAGGUACAUGUACAACGGUCCCGGCGCCCACGUCAUCACCUACCCGGUGGCCAACAACACGAUGCUCAACACGCUCGCCGUGGUCUCGGACCCGGAGCCCUGGGAGCCACCGCCACAGGGCAGCAAGAGGAACCCGCACGUCGGGAGCGCCACGUUGGAAGAAGCUGCGGCUGCGUUCGAGGGGUGGCACCCGGAUAUACAGGCCAUCGUGGGACUGCUGCCGGCCGAGAUGGACAAGUGGGCCAUCUUCGACAUGCUGGAGCAUCCCGUGGCGAUAUACUGGGGCCGCGGGGCACAUGGAAUCGAGGCCGCCGUGGGUGGUGGGAACAUCGUUUGCCUCGCGGGCGACGCCGCUCACGCGUGCGGGCCGCAUCUCGGCGCCGGGGCCGGGUUCGGCAUCGAGGACGCGCUGGUGCUGGCGGAGCUGAUCCAGGCCGUGCGGGAUGAGGACGGGGUGGUGGCAGCCGCGGGAGAAGAAGGCGGCGGGGGCGGGAAGACGGUCUGGGCGAGGCUGGCUGCGGCGUUUGAGGUGUACAGCGAUGUGCGGUACGAGCGCACGCAGUGGCUGGUCAAGCACACAAGGGACGCGGUCGACCUGUUCCAGUGGCGGGACCGGGACUUGGCGAGGAGCCCCGACGAUUUUGGCAGGGAGAUCACAUGGCGGUUUCACGAGAUCUGGCACCAUGACACCGACAAGAUGGUGGAAGAGGCCAGACAGAAGCUGAAGGCACGGUGA